AUGGAGGUCGGAGUCAAAGCGAGGUCUAGCGGCGGAGCUCUUGGCUUAACCGCCGGAAAACCUAAGAUUCUAGGGUGGACUGAUGGUGGGUCGGGCCAGGUUUUUGCUAGACCAACAGCCAGGACCGGCCCUGGGCUAAAGCCCAACAAGCCUUUGCUUUCGGCCCCCAAACUUAAGGGCCCCAAAAUUAAAUCCAAGCAUAUAUAUAUAACAUUUGUACUAAACCUACGCAGCUUCUUACUUUUUCUAAUUCUCUUUGAUCGAACUCAUCGAAGUGCCGUCUGCUGCUACUGCACGCCCGCUGCUGCUGCACACCAGUUGCUGCUACACACCCGGUCGCCCGCUGCUACUGCCUGUACCACCCCAUCCGGCAUCUUGCCUUCUCUGAGUCUUUGUUCUCUCCGACGAAAGUCAGGGUGCUAUAUGGCUCCAAUUAGGAAGUAUCCUUCUGGGGCUAAAAAAAGAAAAGAGAAGCAGAGAAGAGAGGCAUUAAAGAAGCUUCAAGCAGGAUCUAUUUGCAAUUAUUUAAAGUCAAGUAUUACACAAACACAAACUUCUACCGAUGAGAAUGAGAAUGCAGAAGCAAGUCCAAGUUUGAAUGUGGGACCAGAUUUGGAUGAAGAACAAGGUUUGAAUGAGGAAUCAAAUUUGAAUGAGGAACCAAUCCUUCAUCACCAUGUUAAUGAUAGUGGCAGAGGAGAAGAACCAGAUAUGCAGGUGAAUGAGGAUGACAUGAUUGUUGUUGAAGAUGAUCAACAAGAUGCUGAAUUUAAUUUUCCAUUUGACAUCGAUGAUCCUGGAAAUUGGGGUGACAUUAAACAAAAUUUUAGAGACUUUCUAGUCGAAAGGGGUCCUAAAAGAGAGAAUAAUUUCACAUAUCCUGCUGAUGACUUGGGGAGACGUUUCAGUUCUGCACAAUAUUUUCGUAUCUUUCCUAAUGGUGAAAAGAGGAAUAGGAGGUGGCUAGUGUACUCGGUUUCCUUAGACAAGGUAUUUUGUUUUUGCUGUAAAUUGUUCAAGCAAGAUCAUAACAAGAAUAUAUUGGGUAAACUUGCAAAUGAAGGAUUGAGUGAUUGGAGGAAUAUGGGUCAAAAGCAUGCUGGUCAUGAAAAAAAUGGUCAUCACAUCAAGUGCUUCACUAGUUGGAUUGAACUGGAAACAAGAUUAAAAAAGAAAGCAACAAUUGAUCAAGCUCUAGAAGAGGAAAUAAAGAAAGAGAAAGAACAUUGGCAGCAAGUACUGUUGAGAAUCCUCUUGGUUGUGAAACGACUGGCAGAAAACAAUUUGGCCUUUCGUCGGGAGAGUGAGAAAUUGUAUGAGGAGAAAAAUGAGAUUUUCUUACAAGUGAUUGAGAUGAUUGCUGAAUUUGAUCCGGUGAUGCAGGCACAUGUUCCACGUAUUUCAAACAAAGAAACUCAUUACCAUUACUUGAGUCACAAGAUCCAAAAUGAAAUGAUUCAGCUACUAGCAAAUGAGAUAAAGACUUCCAUUGUUGCAACAGUCAAAGAAGCGGUGUACUUUUCAGUUAUACUUGAUUGCACUCCAGAUGCAAGUCAUGAGGAACAAAUGUCUCUUAUUGUCCGUUGUGUUGAUGUUACAUCAAGUCCGAUUGUGGUAAGAGAGUUCUUUUUAGGGUUUCUAAAGGUGGAUGAUACAUCAGGGCUUGGAUUGUUUAAUGAGCUUACAAAUGCAUUGCACACUCAUUAA
This is a messenger RNA of Fragaria vesca subsp. vesca, 1707 nucleotides long. RefSeq lists its product as uncharacterized. Bases 1 to 1707 code for a protein of 568 amino acids. NCBI's taxonomy places the organism in Eukaryota, Viridiplantae, Streptophyta, Magnoliopsida, Rosales, Rosaceae. The record is from RefSeq and is a predicted model, not a curated record. The transcript has 2 exons.